CUCAAAACGAAAUUAACUAUGUUAUCUUUCCAGGGCUGCCAAUUUCAUCUUUGUCUCGCCAGCCCAACUAGGCCUUUCCACAGCCCAGUACCUGAACAGAGCACUGCCACUCAUGCUAAAUUCUCACUGUUACAUCCCGAGCUCAGAAGACGCGGUUUCAACUAUGCACUAUUGCAUCUCACGCUACUGCCCCACAAUGUCGAUGUUACGUUUAACCCGCUAUUUCUAUAGAACGGCGACUUUAAGUCAAGGGCGUUUCGGUCCGAUGUAGCUUGGCCCAAGUAUAUAAGAAAUGGUAUAAGACAGAUCGGUCUGGCUACGGGAAACAGCGCUCCUCACACGCCAGAGCCUGUUUUCUUUAAUACAUAUAGGACCGCAAAGAUGUACUCCUCCUACACCACGGUUAUUGCUGCGGCGCUUAUUUUCGCUGGCGCAUCGCCAGCGAUUGCCCAACAAGUUGUCAGCGACGCUCAAUGCGACUGUUAUCUCUCCGACGGCCGCUUCCCAACAUACUUUAAGAAUCACGGGUUUUGGGACUUUCGGUCUCUAGGCCAGUAUGCCAAGGUACCCCCUGUUAUCCAGACUUUAGACGGCAAUAAAAAGGCCGAUUUCACCUCACCCGUGUUCAACUGGGACUCAGACUUUGCCAAGUUCUGGGGCCCCCAGCACUGGGCCAAGAAUGAAGAUACCACCUUCCCCAUGGUCAACUCGUUCAACAACCUGUAUAUCGAGAAGAACAACAAUGGUGACAGCGACACAUUCAUGACGAUGCGCACAUCGAGGCUACCCGCGUUCCAAACGGCUGCGGAAUUCGAGUCGCAGAGUCCUCUUGACCAUGCCUCUAUCCGCAUGCUGGCCAAGACGCACGGGUCAUCUGGUGCCUGUACCUCUGUUUUCACAUACAAGGGCGCCAACCAACCCAAGGAUGUCCAAGAGUGCGAUAUUGAGAUGCUGACACGCGACGAUGCUCACUACAUCCACUACACAAACCAGCCAGGCGUACUGAACGGCGAUGUCGUCCCGGGCGCAAGUCGCAACGUCACUCUUCCCAACGGUCUGCGAUGGUCCGACUGGGUCAAGCACCGCCUUGACUGGACGCCAGGUCGCACUACAUGGAGUGCAAAUGGCGCCGAGGUGGCUUCUCAGACCUUCCAGGCGCCGCGAGACCCUAGCAUUGUGCUGCUCAACGCGUGGAGUGAUGGCGGAGAAUGGACGGAUAAGAUGCCUGAGGGUGGUGAGGCGUACCAAAACGUUCAGUGGAUCGAGAUCUUGUAUAAUGUCGCAGAUAAGGCUUCGUGCAACAAGGUGUGCAGCGUGGACAAGAGCCCUGUGGUGGGCAAGCCCGUUUUGCUCUAGUGCAGCCAGCCUCGGUCACGAGAGCUGCGAUUUCUAGUAAGCUCAAUUAUCCACAUAUAACGUAUAUAGUUUAUAUGUAUAUAGUACAUGUGUAUAUAUUUCAUGGCGUUUCUUAGGUUCCUUUGCU
Messenger RNA from [Torrubiella] hemipterigena, 1483 nucleotides. NCBI's taxonomy places the organism in Eukaryota, Fungi, Ascomycota, Sordariomycetes, Hypocreales, Clavicipitaceae. The record is from the annotation of a GenBank genome assembly.